AUGAUUGAGGGAAUGGUGAAGGAUGGUGUUAUUGAACCUUCAUCUAGUCCAUGGUGUUCACCUGUGGUGCUGGUAAAGAAGAAGAACGGCAGCAUGCGGUUUUGUGUUGACUACCGCCGCCUGAACAACGUUACAAAGAAGGACAGCUAUCCCUUGCCAAGAAUUGAUGACACGCUGGACAUGCUUACAGGCGUAAAGUGGUUUAGUACGCUGGAUCUGAAAAGUGGCUACUGGCAGGUUGAAAUUGACCCUAAGGACAAGGAGUAA
Messenger RNA from Parnassius mnemosyne (clouded apollo), 267 nucleotides. NCBI's taxonomy places the organism in Eukaryota, Metazoa, Arthropoda, Insecta, Lepidoptera, Papilionidae. The record is from the annotation of a GenBank genome assembly.